Messenger RNA from Eufriesea mexicana, 445 nucleotides. Its product is annotated as venom peptide CtAPI. The transcript has 5 exons. NCBI's taxonomy places the organism in Eukaryota, Metazoa, Arthropoda, Insecta, Hymenoptera, Apidae. Bases 54 to 386 code for a protein of 110 amino acids. The record is from RefSeq and is a predicted model, not a curated record.
GAUCGCAACGCAAUGUCUGAUUUCUUUAAUCCACCGUGAAAAUCUGCGGAAAAAUGAAGCCCAUCGCGACAGUGCUAGUAGCGAUGUCUCUCUGUCUCAUACUCGUGCCCAAUAGAGCUCUGGUGGCUGCUGACGACACGAACGGCUCUGGUUCUUCCACAGAGACGUCGAUACUAUGCGGCAGAAACGAGGAGUACACGACGUGCGUUCCCAAGUGUCCGGAGACUUGCGAGAACCCCUUCCCAGAAAUCUGCACCCCAGACCCUUGCGUACAAGGAUGCAAAUGCAAAUGGGGAUACUAUAGGAACAGCCGUGGCCAGUGCGUGAGCAUCGUGGCGUGUAUACUCGACAUAGUUCAGAACCAAGUCCUGCAGCUGAAACCGUGAAGCGAUUCCAGCUUGGCCAAGGUACACGCGACGUAAUAGAGGUGGAUAGACGUCGGCAC